GCACGUUGCCGGUAGUGACGUCCAAGGAGUAGUGCGUCGAAUGGUCGGAGCAACGUGAGAUUACUUCGUGAGGUGUGCGCCUCAGGGGAAGGAAGCAGAGAGGGCCGCGUGAAUUCGUCACCGGAGCAGCCACUCCUGGUCCGCAGACAGAGGAGGCCAGAACCUGCAAGCUGUCAAGGUGAAGAACUUGGGUGAGAACUGAAGGUCCUUGAAUCCCCAUUGCCAAGCUCCUGUCCGUGGGCACAUACUACAGCCAUCAUGUCUGCAUCUUCAAAGCUUUACCAAGUUGAGGAAGACCGCAAGGACCAAAGCAACAUAGAGGAGGUUUCUGCUGCUGGAAUGCUGAAUCCUCCUCAGCGUCCUGAGAGAAGCUCCUCUCCCUCCAACGCCGUGGCUGCCUCCCCAUUGAGCGAAUCCCAUCUGGGCUCCAGCAGUGAAGAGCGUGGUUCAUCCCCCUUGCUGGCCUUGCCAAAGAAGGAGUCCUUGAGUAGUGAUGUCUUAGAUGAUAAGGUGGCUGAAUUGAUGGAGUUCCUGGAGCUUAAGUAUCUACUUAAGCAGCCAACCACCAGGGCAGAAAUGCAGAUGAUUGUUAGCAAAGAUUAUGAGGAGCAAUUCACUGUGAUCUUUGGGGAGGCUUCUAAGUGUAUGCAGCUAGUCUUUGGCAUUGAUGUAAAAGAAGUGGGUUCUACCAACCCUUUCUAUGUUCUUGCUCCUUCCCUGGGCCUCACCUAUGAUGGAAUGGUGAGGGAUGAUCAGAGCCACCCCAGGACCAUCAUCCUGAUAAUCAUCCUGAGCGUCAUCCAUAGACAGGGCAACCGUGCCAGAGAGGAUGCCAUCUGGGCAGUGCUGAGCACAAUGGGUGUGUAUCCCGGGAGUGAGCACUGCAUAUAUGGGGAGCCAAGGAAAUUCCUCACCAGGGAUUUGGUGCAGGAACAGUACUUAGUAUGUCUGAAGGUGCCAGACAGUGAUCCUCCCCAGUAUGAGUUCAUAUGGGGUCCAAGGGCCUAUGCUGAAACCAGUGUGGAAAAAGUCCUGGAAUUUUUGGGCAAACUGAAAGAUAGCAAACUUAGGAUCUUGCCUGUCUUUCAGGUGGAGGGUUCAGAAGAUGGAAAAAAAGGAGACCAACGGUCAGGGCCAAAGAAAGAGUGAUGACUAGGGCCAAGGCCAGGGACAGGGCACAUACCAAGGCAACUUCUCCUGUCCCAUGUAAUUUCUGAUACUUAAAUUCUGUCAUUGAAAAGAGCAGACACUUUUCUAAAUAAUGCAGAUUCAGAAUGGGGAUUGGGUAUGCUUAGUAUAUAACCUUUGCAUUUGUCUGCUAGGUUUGACACUUGAAGAUGGCUUUGUUUUUUUUCAUAUAGUGUUCCUUUUAGUAGAAGGUUUAAUUAACUUCAAAAUGUGCAUUUCAUUGGCACUGGACUCAAAUCCAUUGCUCUUUAUACAUUUUAAGAGUUUGGCUGUUUUAUACAACAAAUUGUAAAAUCUUGCAUCCUAUUUUGUGAUCUGGAACAAGGUAACUAGUCUUUGGAGUAAAGGCUUCCUUGAAAAUGUGCAUUUUGAUAUCACCGUUUAUAGACCUAUUGCUGUUUAUACAUUCUAAGAGUUCAGCUGUUUUCUAAAACAAAUUGUAAAGUCUUGCAUCCUAUUUUGUUUUCUGGAGCAAGGUAACCCAUCUUUGAAAUAAAAGCUUUCUUGAAAAUGUGCAAGAAGUCAUGAGUAAAAUAGAUGAGGUCAAUAAAUA
Messenger RNA from Chinchilla lanigera (long-tailed chinchilla), 1741 nucleotides. Its product is annotated as melanoma-associated antigen 10-like. Gene Ontology annotation, biological process: negative regulation of transcription by RNA polymerase II. NCBI's taxonomy places the organism in Eukaryota, Metazoa, Chordata, Mammalia, Rodentia, Chinchillidae. The record is from RefSeq and is a predicted model, not a curated record. Gene Ontology annotation, cellular component: nucleus. Bases 259 to 1149 code for a protein of 296 amino acids. The transcript has 4 exons.